Medioppia subpectinata is the source of this 2927-nucleotide messenger RNA. The record is from the annotation of a GenBank genome assembly. Lineage: Eukaryota; Metazoa; Arthropoda; Arachnida; Sarcoptiformes; Oppiidae.
CUAAAUCAAUCACUCGCUUGCGAUGUGUUUCCCAUUUUCUAAAUGCAAUACUAUAUCUCUUUCCAGUAUUGAAGGGCUAACUCAUCGACAGUAUAUCCACACAAACGAGGAAUAAGUUAUGACUUUGGGCUCAGAGACGGCUUCAACCCAUAGAUUGUUUUGUAGUAUAAGAACUCGUUUUUGUGAAUUGGAAUCAGUUGUGAGCCGUCAUCACCAGAAUGUCUGUGAAAAACUCGGGAACAGGAGUUCAUGUCUCACCAAAACAUCAAUAUUAAGAAAUCCGUAUGUAUUGCUGGUAGUGGUGUGUUAUAUCAGUUAUUGGCCUUCAAUAUGGGGUCAGCUGGUGCUGGACGACCGGCCGGCCAUCAUCGACAACAAGGAUUUGAGGCCAAACACACCAUUGUAUCGAUUAUUUGAGAAUGACUUCUGGGGAACACCACUCCAUAAAGAACAAAGCCACCGAAGCUAUAGACCUCUCACAACACUAACAUUUCGAUGGAAUUUCUAUAUUCAUGGCUUAAAUCCGAUGGGAUAUCACAUAAUAAACAUUGCGUUGCAUUCAUUCGUUUGUAUUUUGUUUUAUAACUACUCUCGGCUACUAUUCUGUGAUUCGAUGACAUCCUUAAUAACAUCUCUACUCUUUGCAGUUCAUUCAAUACAUACAGAGUGUGUUGCAUCGAUUGUGGGAAGAGCUGAACUCCUUUCGGCUAUAUUUUAUUUAUCCACUCUUUUGAUAUGGAGUUCACAAAAAUACAAAACGAAAACAAAACUAUUAUUAUGUGUUAUAUUUUCGUGGUUUGGAUUCCUCUGUAAAGAGCAGUCAUUGACUUCACUGAUCAUAUGUGCCAUUCAUGAGCUCAUCUCUCGAAGACAUUUACCGAACAAAGAAAACAAGAUAAUCCCAAAAGCGAACCGAAACUCUAUUAUAGUAAGAGUUGGAAACAUAAAGAGAUCGCAAAUGGUUUGGAGGAAAAUCGUUAAAAACAUAUUUAUUUUAUUGUCUGCAUUCAUGUCGGCUCUCAUAUUCAGAUUGUAUUUAAUGGGAAACAAGUUUCCAAAAUUCAAUCGGUUCGACAACCCGGCCUCCUAUUCGGGCGCACCGACCAAACAGUUGACGUAUAGCUAUUUGAUUGCCUUCAAUAGUUGGCUGCUAUUAUUUCCAUGUGAUUUGAGCUGUGAUUGGACGCACGCAUCCAUACCUCUGGUGUCAAACCUAACGGAUCCAAGAAUUUGGACGAUUGGGGCCUUCUUUGCUAUUUUGUUCGCAUUAUUAUUCUAUGCCUUAAUCAAGAGUGAAGAUCACAGACUAUUUCUGGUGCUAACACUAGCGAUCGUACCAUUCAUUCCCUCAUCCAAUAUAUUCUUCCCGACGGGCUUUGUUGUCGCCGAAAGAGUACUAUAUUUGCCUUCAAUUGGAUUUGUUUUGUUGAUUGGAAUGGGAGUGAAGAAAAUGCUUGACUCGUGGGAAAGCCAUUCGACUCGUAUUAAGACAAUAAUAGGCCUUCUGUUGAUCGUUUACACCGUCAAGACAUACCACAGAUGUAAUGAAUGGAACAAUGAGUACUCUCUCUAUACGUCAGGCCUUAAAGUGAAUCCAAUGAACACUAAACUACUCAACAAUUUGGGAAGACUUUACGAAAGAGACGGCAACUAUGAUGUGGCCAUCAAUUACUUUAGAGAUGCCGUACGAAUAGAGCCGUCAGAUGUGCGGGGACAUCUCAAUUUGGGCAACAUUUUACUCAAACUUAAUAACUCAAUAGAGGCUGAGAUGUCGUACACGACGGCGACCAACCUUUUGCAAGAGUCGGCCAACACAUGGCAUCAGAUAUCGUCAAUGCAUUUAACAGCUCUGUUCAGACUCUCGCAACUCAUAUCAAGGGAUCCGCACCGGACUCAAGAGGCGUUUAAUUCACGCGAUGUAUUGAACCUAAAAAGUGAUUUCAAACCAGUGUUUGACAGUUGGACACAAGAAAUGAGGAGUUCAUCCAAUCGACGCAUUGAAGCGGCGGUAAUGUUGGCCGAAGCCCUUCAAUACGAGAGCUCUGAUCCCGACGUCCUCUACAAUGUAUGUAAUCUUUGCAAACAUUUGAAAAGAGUUUCACAAAAUCUAAUCCAUUACUUGAGUUACAAUUUUUUUUUGGGUAUAGUUAUAAACGAGAGCGGAUCGGCUGACGAGGCGCUGGAGUUGUUUGAUAAGGCGCUAAGUGUGGACCCGCAUCACGAGCCCUCACUCUUAGCCUCUGCCCGUAUAAUCCAAGACCAAGGGUUGAGUGGUUUGCAUGAAGUGGCGAUCGAGAGGCUCAACACAAUCAUUGAGUUGGGAAGGGCUGACGAAACGGUUUACUUCAACGCAGCGAUGCUGGCCAUCAAAAGCGGACGCUUUGAUUGCGGCAAACGAUUGCUUGAGAGCGCCAUUCAAAUGAAGGGCAACUUCUCGGAAGCGCUCUAUAAUAUGGCACUUAUUCUCUACAAUGAAGAGUAUCCGCAACCCUUACAAGCCGUUGAAUAUUUAACAAAACUAUUGAACACAAACGGCGAACACAUCAAAGGACUGCUAUUAUUGGGCGACAUUUAUAUCGAGUAUUUCAAUGACCUAAAGAAUGGCGAGAAUUGCUAUAACAAGAUAUUGUCGAUCGACGCCAACAAUGUGUUCGCUCAGCACAACCUCUGUGUCGUUCACGUCAGACGAAAACACUUUCACGAAGCGAUCCAAUGCUUCGAGAAGAUCCAGAAGAAUAACAUCGGUUCAGUCAAUGUUGAGCAUCACCUCAAACUGACCAGAGAUCUGCUAAGGGAUCAGCUCAGGAAUGGUAGCAAUGAAUUCAAGUUCUUGUUGUAAAUGAUUGCUCCGACAAAAGAUAUAUAAAGAUAUAUUAAUAUAUGAUUUUUUGGUGUAAAUAUUAUUUAAUUUCAUUUUAAACAAAUCA